AUGAACCACACGAAGAUCGUUAAGAGAGCUGAUACCGCCAUUCUGCGUCGCUCUGGUCAGAUCCUAGAGAGGUGGCGAGAGUACUACAAUCACUUGUGUAAUCGAGAGUUCUGCCAUCCUCCCAUCCCAACUGCUCCCAGUGUCGACGAACCUGUUUUACCAAUUACUGCCGUCGAAGUCGGUGCUGCCCUCGCAAAAAUGAAGACGAACAAAGCAACCAGUCUUGAUGACAUAUCUACUGAUGUGUGGAAGCUAAGGACGGACUAUAGACGUUUGGCAAAGUUCUGUGACCGUGUCUAUCUGGAGAAGGAAAGGAGAAUUGCUGACUGUAUUUCGUACAGACCUAUACGACUGCUGUGCCAUACGAUGAAGGUUUUUGAGCGUGUCUUGGAAGCUCGUCUAAGCGUUUCACUCAACCAGUGCGGCUUUGUGAAGGACUGUACCUUUAUAGACGUUACCCAUGCUAUCCGUAUCUUCCUGGAGAAACAUCGAGAGAAGAACCGCAGUGUGCAUCUUGCUUUUCUCGAUCUCAAGAAAGCUUUCGACCGUGUCCCACAUGAGCUGUUAUGGAUGUCCAUGAAGCAGCAUAAAGUACCAGAAGAAUAUGUGCGGUAG
Messenger RNA from Necator americanus (New World hookworm), 615 nucleotides. RefSeq lists its product as uncharacterized. NCBI's taxonomy places the organism in Eukaryota, Metazoa, Nematoda, Chromadorea, Rhabditida, Ancylostomatidae. The record is from RefSeq and is a predicted model, not a curated record. The transcript is spliced from 2 exons. The coding region runs from base 1 to 615 and encodes 204 amino acids.